AUGUCCAAUCACAGCUCAGACGAUAGCACCAGCGAAGAUAACAUUAAUGACGACAUCAAUUCCCAUCUCCCUCCUCACUUUAUCUCCCCUCACAACCCACAAUCUCAUGACGUUGUCAACGACCUCGAAGACCUCGACGACGAAUACUCGUCCAGCGACGAAGAAGAGAGACCAGCCCUAGUCAAGGAGGAGCACCCUUCUACUUCUCAAUCCAAUCAACCAAGCCUAUUCGCUAAGAAACCUCAACCCGUUGCACAAGCAGAGCUCAGCCGCGAUGAUCAAAAGCACUUUGCAUCUAUACAAAACUCUUUUGGUGCUAAAAUGCUCGCUUCUAUGGGCUGGAAAGCUGGUUACGGUCUUGGUGAAGGUGGUAAAGGUAUAGCUGUACCUAUCGAACCCUCAAAAGCUCGCCCACAAGGUGCGGGUGUUGGUGCUGUCAACGAACGCACACGCGCACAGAAAAUGGAAGCUAAACGACGUGGUGAGGUUGUUUCUGAUGAUGAAGAUGAUGUCAAACAUCGAAAGAAGACUCAACCUCGCAAAGAGAACUUGAAAUCUUGGAAAUCGAGGCAACCAAAUGUUAAAACUAAAACUAAGCAUAUGUCUUAUGAAGAAGUUCUCGAAGCACUCGGUGAUCAGCCUCAAAUUCAGUCAAAUGUUGGUCCUAUUCUCGACCUAACAGGUGCGCAGCCACGCGAAGUUACAACUUCACUAGCUUCCCAUCUCUCCUCCUGGACACCAACCAGCGAUUCUACUAAACUACCUGAACUCCGACACAACAUUUCUCUCAUAGCAGACGAGAGUCGUCGCCAGCUCGAAGGCUUAGCGCGGGAAGCGCGUGUGCUUAAUGACCGCCACAGAUCCCUACUAGAGCAAGAGAAGGCGAUUGUGAAAAACUUGGACAGUGACAUUAUCAGAAUAGAACGUAUGAAACGGCUGGAAGAUGUAGUAUCUCAACUCGAAGAAAUCAGCAAAGAAGCUGCAGUACUACCAACACCAAUUCUGGAUUUAUUCACCAUCCCUAUAAUUGCACUACUAGACUAUGGGAGUGAAUUUGAGACAUAUAGACUGGAUGAGGUUGUCGUCGGUGCAAUAACCCCCACUUUCAAGAGGUUGGUAGGACAAUGGAAGCCACUCUCGCAAGAAAACAGCCAGAGUAAUUGGAUUGUUGAGAUGCGCAAAUGGCGCAAAGCACUCGUUAUGAACGCUUCACCAACCGACAAGACGUCUAUGGUGCGUCGUGAGGAUAUUGAUGCCGAUUUUAAACCGCCGGUACAGCCAGCGAGCCAAAACGCACAAUUAUUAAUGACUCCGUAUGAGUCGAUGAUCUGGCAUGUAUGGCUACCGCGACUGCGCACAGCGCUAAUAAAUGAGUGGCAACCUACAACUCCCCUACCGGCGACGCGACUUCUCGACGAAUGGGUAGAUCUACUGCCUAGUUUCGUAUUCGACAACAUCAUGGAUCAGCUCCUCCUGCCCAAGGUGAUGGGGGCGGUAGACGACUGGAAUGGCAGUAGCGCCCAUACGCUCCACAGCCUCCUCUUCCCAUGGUUGCCGCACCUGCAUGCGCGCUUCGGGGGUGUGAUGGAUAUCGCCAAACGCAAGCUGAGCGGGGUGCUGAAAGGCUGGCACACAUCCCAACCGCCACCUCCCAUCGCCGUGUGGAGGUCUGUGCUCAGUCGCAAAGACUGGGAUGGGCUACUGCUUACACAUGUGGUACCCAAGUUAGCAGCACACUUGCGACAUGACCUCCUCAUCAACCCUCGCAACCAACACUACGAACCACUCGAAGCUCUUCUGCAGUGGAACGGCAUCCUCUCGCCGAAAGUAAUCGCUGGUGUCCUCGCUAACACCUUUAUUCCUAUGCUAGUCGAUACUCUUUAUAUUUGGCUCGUCUCGCCUGCCGUAAACUACGAGCAGGUUGCGGCGUGGUAUGCGUCUUGGAAAGCGUACUUCCCAGAGGAAGUGGUGGCGCAGAAUGCUCUCGGCGAUGGCUUCCGCUCGUCUCUCGACCUCAUCAACCAGGCUAUGGGUCUGGGAGCAGACGCUUCUAAGAAACUUAUCAAACCUACUCUCUCCGCACACUCAGGUGGGAAGAAGGAGACCAAACGGAAAGCUAGAGAGUACAAAGAGCUCACCUUCUACGACGUGGCGAGGGAGUUUAUAGAAGAACAUAACUUGUUGCUUAUCUCUACUAGGAAACUGCAUCGUAGAGGUCACAUGCUCUACAAAAUAUCAAAAAACGCUGCCGGAAAGGGUGGAAUCAUGGUGUAUAUAGACGACGAUGCUGUAUGGGUAGAGCCUCAGGCUGGUGGAGUUGACAAGACAGUGUUGGAAUAUAUACCAAUGAGUCUCGAGUCAGUAGUGGCAAAAGCAGCGACAGCGACGCACUGA
Wallemia ichthyophaga EXF-994 is the source of this 2394-nucleotide messenger RNA. Its product is annotated as Tuftelin-interacting protein 11. Gene Ontology annotation, molecular function: nucleic acid binding. NCBI's taxonomy places the organism in Eukaryota, Fungi, Basidiomycota, Wallemiomycetes, Wallemiales, Wallemiaceae. The record is from RefSeq and is a predicted model, not a curated record. Gene Ontology annotation, cellular component: U2-type post-mRNA release spliceosomal complex. Bases 1 to 2394 code for a protein of 797 amino acids. Gene Ontology annotation, biological process: spliceosomal complex disassembly. The transcript is spliced from 2 exons.